AUGGUAGGAGCCGUAGGUGACGCGGGGGUGGUGGACACCCUGGAGGCACGGUUGGAGAACGCGAGGAGGAAGCAUGAGGCCAAUGAGUAUGGCGACUUGCCCUGGGCGGUCGUCGAGGCUGGACUCCGCUCCACGUGGGUGACGGAGCACCCGUCUCGACCUACCUCUCCUCGUCCGGUGAACAACGAAGGCGGCGUCGACGUGGGCGUCAACGCCGGGGGUGGUCAAGUCGAUAGUAGUGCUGGAGGCAUGUCGAGGCAGAGAGGUGUGAUACACGCCAGUGAAGUCGGCGGCGUUCAGGUGCGAGGGAUGCAGACAUCGGCGGCUGCAGGCUCUUCGCAGGGUGACGUCGGGGGUCGACAGAGUGGGCUGUCGCCGAUGUCGGCGUCCCAGGUGACAGCAGGUGGAAUUGCACCGAGCUACGGCUACUUCAAGUUCACGCCGGACAGGAUCUCGGUCACCCCCCCACUGGUCGGUCGACCCGACAUUCUCACCUGGAAAGAAGCUAUCGAGCCCCAUCUGGAGAUGGCCGGGCUGAUCGGCUUCGCCCGAGGGACCGUGGCGACGCUUGGGGAGCACCACCCCGACUUAAGGGCGGAGUUUCGCGCCGUGCAGCUGCUGACCUUCACGGUCAUCUCGCGGUGCUGCUCGCCAGGGGUGCAGAUUGCCUUAAAGUGGUGCCGAGAGUACAUCGACGCCGGCCACCGGGCGUGGCACUUCAUCGAGUCGACGUACCAGGUCACCGACGACCUGUUUAUCGCCCAGCUGGAGGGACAGCUGACGCACCUGCGUAUGGGUGACGAUGAGACAGCGACCGACUACUGCAACCGGGCCCGGCGAAUUCUCGCCACCAUCAGGAUGGCCGGCGCGCAGUACUCCACGGCAUCGUACAUCACCCAUGUCAUGCAGGGACUCUCCAGCAGCUACAACCUCCUGAAGCGGCUGUCCAUGGCGCCGGGCACGAGGGCGACGCUCAACGAGGACAACUUGACCUCGUACAUCCUGCAGGACGAGGCGAUGCAGGAGGCUGAGCGGUCGCAGGAACUCUUGGCGCAGGCCAACUUCGUCGCCCCGGCGAAGCAAGGAGGCCGACCAGGAGAGCGCGGACAGUCUGGUGGCGGCGGGAGCGGUGGCUGGAAGUCGGCCAAGGAGGUCGACAAGAAGAAGUCGACCAAGAACAGCGGUCGAGGAGGAGGAGGUCGACGACGGGAGUGCUGGCUGUGCGGCGACCCCGACCACCUCUCCUUCGAGUGCCCCGACCGCAGUGACUCCGACGACGACGACAAGGGAAGCCGCGGGAGGUCUGACAGUCGUCGUCCCCGUCGAGGAGGAAAUCGGCCGCGCAAGGAGAAGCAGUCGACCAAGACGUCGACUUCGGCGAAGGACGCCGACUCCCCUGCUGGCGGCAAGGCGCGGGACGACAAGACGGCGUCGUGCUCACUGGUCGGCAUCGUGGAGCCGACCGUCUCUCUGGCGUCGGAGGCUGGGGAGGACUUCCAGGCGGUGGCGGCGGCUGUGCAGGCGAACCCGGCGGUGGUCCUGCUCGACAGUGGUUGCUCCCACCACCUGAUGGGGACGAAGGAAGCCUUCGUCGACCUGCAGCCGAGCGGCUUCAUCAAGCACGUGCGCGGCUUCAAUGGGGCGCUGCAGGAUGUCCAGGGCCGCGGCACCAUCGCUCUGCAAGGGGAGGCCGGGAAGCAGGUGCUCAUCCCCGACGUGCUGUACGUCCCGGGUGUGCGGGCGAACUUGCUGUCGUCCGGCCAGCUGAAGGAGCACGGUGUGAAGCUGCAAGAGGACGGCGACGGGAUGCUGCUCGUCUCGGCAACGGGAGAAGUGCUCGGACGGGCGACGUACUCCGGGCGUGUCCUCUGCACCGACCUGCGUCCCUGCCCAACGAGGUCGACGUCGACAACGCCGGAGGUUGUGGCCCUGCGGGCGAUUGUCUCAACAACGAAGUCGACGCCGGACCGAAUGCAUGCGAGGCUUGCACAUGUCGGCAUGGACACCAUACGGAGCUCGGCGAAGAACGAGGUCGCCAUUGGGUUGGAUCUCAAGUCGGCGACGGGCGCCGACUCCCCGUGUGUCUUGUGCGUCGGCGGGAAGCUGGCGCGGCACACCUUCCCCGACCAAGGCUCCGACGCCGACGAUGUGCUGGCAGUUGUGCACAUCGACCUGUGCGGGCCGUUCCGCAUGGCUGCCAAGGAUGGCAGCCUGUACUUCUUGUUGCUGAAGGACCACAAGACCCGCUACGUGUGGGUGAAGCCGAUCACCAAGAAGUCGGACGCGUUGCCGGUGUUUGUGCAGUGGCUGGCGGUGGCUGAGCGGCAGACGAAGAAGUCGGUGUUGAUGCUGCGCUCUGACCGGGGAGGGGAGUUCCUCGGGAAGCAGUUCAUCGACUUCGUGAACGACAAAGGGAUCGUCCACGACCUGACCUGCCCAUACACCCCGCAGCAGAACGGCAUGGCGGAGCGGGAGAUGCGGACGGUAGUGGAGUCGGUGCGGACAAUGCUGUUGCACAUGGGCGUGCAGCACCACUGGUGGCACCUCGCUCUCCGGCAGGCCGUCUGGGUCCGCAACUGCCUUGAGAGGUCGACGCUGCCGCCGGGGACGACGCCGUACCAACUGCUGACCGGGAAGAAGCCCGACUUGUCGCUGGCGUGGGUGUGGGGCUGCAUGGCGCAGUUCUUAGUCCCCGAGCAGCAGCGUGGUGGGAAGCUGCAGCCGAAGGCAAAGUGGGGUCUGCACCUUGGCGUGUCGGCGGCGAGCAAGGGCUGGGAGCUCCUCGACGUCGACACCGACCGGGUGGUCACCACGUCGGACGUGGUGUUCUACGAGGAGAUGUCGCUGGCCGAGUGGAAAACGGCGUCCGGGUCGGUGUCCGGCCGUUCGUCCCUCACUCCGCCAUCUGACACCUCGUCGGCGACGCUGCCACUGCUUGCCGAGAUCGGUGAGCUUUCUGUACAGGACGUCGAGGACGUCCGCCCCCCUGCUCCUCCUCCUGCGACCCCCGCCCCUCCCCUCGUGGUCGAUCUGCGUCGGCUGACCUCAGUGUCGGCCUCCGGCGAUGAGGGGAGUGGUGCGACGCCGCCUUCGGCCAAAUGCAUCGCCGGUGGCCGACGCGAUGAGCGGCAGGGCGACGUGGGCUUGCAGUCGACGUCGACAGGGGAGGAGCAGGUCGAGAAGCAGGUCGAGGACCAGCGGCCAGCAGAGGAGCAGGCAGCAAUGACGCCGACCAAGGAGCAGUCGGCGACCGGGCAGUCGGCAGGGGAGCCGACCAUAGGGGAGAAGUCGGCUGGGACGCCGGCUGACGAGCAGCAGGACGUCGAGGGCAGCGGCAAUGAUGGAGGGGACGCCGAGGAGGUCCAGCCAGGACCACGGCGUUCAGGCCGACUUCGGAGGCCGCCUGACUUCUUCGUCCCCGCUGCCUUCACCACGGUGUACGACGUGGACGAUGAGGCCGACGACCUGCUGUACGACGAUGCCGAGGAGGAUGAAGAGUUUCCAGAGCUCGACCCCGACAUGUUAGCCGACCCCGAGCACCGUUGGGACAUCUCGACGAUGACGGUGAAGGAGGCGUUGGCGAGCUGGAAGGGCCCGGCAGUGAAGGCCGCCAUGGAGGAGGAGAUUCGCAGCCUCCUCAACAUGGGAACGUGGGAGUUGGUCGAACGUCCGCCGGGAGUGAACGUCAUGAAGAACCGGUGGGUGUUGACGACGAAGUACCACGUCGACGACACCGUCGAGCGCGAAAAGGCGAGGCUGGUGGUGAAGGGCUUCACGCAGGUGUAUGGCGCCGACUACGACGAGACGUUCGCGCCGGUGGGCAGCUACGUCACGCUGAGGAUCUUCCUCAGUAUCGUCGCCGUCCGCAACCUCAACCUGAUGCAGCUCGACAUGAAGAACGCCUUCUUGCAGAGCAAGCUCGACAGGGUGCUCUACAUGUCCCAGCCAGACUACUUCAACGACGGGAUCGGCCGGGUGUGCAAGCUGCUGAAGAGCCUGUACGGGCUAAAGCAGUCGCCGCUGCUGUGGUACUUGGCGCUCAAUGACGUGCUGGUCGGCGCCGGGUGGAAGAAGAGCCAGGUCGACGAGGCUCUCUACUGCAAGGUCGGAGAGGACGGAGUGGCCUGCUGGGUGCUGGUCUACGUCGACGACCUACUUGCCGCCAGCAGUAGCACCGCGAUGUUGAAGGAGCUGAAGGAGCUGCUGGAAGCCGCCUUCGAGCUGCGUGAGAUCUCGCCGGUGCAGAAGUACCUCGGGCUGGAGAUCGUCCGCGACAGGUCGGCGGGGAAGCUGUGGCUGCACCAGCAGGGCUACGCCGACAAGCUGCGUAGGCGCUUCAUCGACGAGGAGCAGACCGGGCGCACCCCGAAGACGCCGGUCUCUGUCGCCGCCUACGCUGAGUUCACGUUCGAUGAUGAGGAGGCACAGGAGCGGCAAGAGGAGGAGUACCGACAGAAGGUCGGCUCGCUGCAGUUCGCGGCGACGACGACGAGGCCGGACAUCGCCUUCGCGUGCAGCAAGCUGGGGAGCGGUCUCACGGUGAGGAGCGACCAGCACUGGCGUGAGGUCGACCGCUGCCUCGUCUACCUCGCCAAUACGCGUGACACCGCCCUGAAGUUCGGCGGUGGACCUGAGUCGCUGGACCUGGUCGGCUACGUGGACGCCGACGACGCCGGUGACAAGCAGAACAGGACGAGCACGAGUGGCUACGUGUUCGUCUAUGGAGGGGCUGCAGUCUCCUGGUCGAGCCAGCGCAUCAAGUGUGCGACGUUGUCGUCGAAUGAGUCGGAGUACGUGGCAGCCACCGAAGCCGGCAAGGAAGGACGUCGACUUCGUUUCCUCCUUGCAGAGUUCCAGCAGCUGGAUGCCGGGAAGCCGACCGUCCUUCGGGUGGACAACAAGUCGGCUAUCUCAGUCGCCGAGGGCAUGGGGUUGACGGGCAACCUCAAGCACAUGGAGCGGCGACAGGCCUGGCUGCAGCACAUGGUGAAGCGCGGGAAGUUCUCGUUGAGGUACAUCCCAACGACUGAGCAGCCGGCCGACUUCCUGACGAAGGCGCUGCACUAUCCGGCCUUCAACCGGUGCUCCGUCGCAAUCGGCCAGGGGAGCAGCCGACCUGCAGCAGUGGGCGAGCUGGUCGACGAGGAGGUCGACCUGCACGGGGACCACUGCACGGGCGCCGACUUCGGGGUGGCGCCAACUUCGGGGAGGUCGACUUAA
Molecule: messenger RNA, 5220 nt
Organism: Closterium sp. NIES-65
Lineage: Eukaryota; Viridiplantae; Streptophyta; Zygnematophyceae; Desmidiales; Closteriaceae
Source: the annotation of a GenBank genome assembly